AUGAAUGAAAUCUGUUUGACAUAAAACCAUCAUAUAUUUCAAAUACUUUAUCAAUAUCUUCAAAAGCAUGGAAUGAACAUUGGCAAUUCAUAAAUGACUAAACUGUUUGAAUUAUUUAUCUAAACUUAUGAAAGUACAUACUAGAGAAAAGAAAUUAGAAUAUCAUAACUCAAUUCAAAAAUAUUCUAAAUUACAUAAGAUCUAAACAACUAUCAAAAUAAUAUAGAGAGAUAAUAUUCAGUAAUAAAGAAUAUCAAAAAUAAAAGAGAAAAACUUCAUUUUGAUCUUGAUUUUAAAGAAUCUCAUUUACAUUAGAUUGAAAUAUCGAUAAAUUAAAUUAAAACUUAUCCUUCAAUAACAUAAAAUAUUUGUGAUCUUAAAGAAGGAAUAAGAAUAUGUAGAGAGAGAUAUUUAUUAUUAAAAGAAGAGAAUGAAGAAUUUAAUAAAAUUUAGACUUCUCUAACUUAAUAAAAACAAUAAUUAAAAAAUCGUUAUAAAUUUGUAAAAUAAAAUAUUAAAUUAAUAAGGUUUUAGAUUAAAUUUAAACUAAUCUCAAAUUUUAUGAUGAAUUUAAAGAAAAUAGUAUCAAUCUCAAUUAAAGAUUGAUUAAAUAAUUGAAAACAGUGAUAGAACUAUUUUAGUUAAAUCAAAAAAGAACAAUAAAUUAAAAAUACACUAAUAUUGAUAAAAAUACUAUUGAUAUUGAUGAUACAAGUAUAUUAUUUAUUAAUUUAAUUUGA
Paramecium primaurelia is the source of this 740-nucleotide messenger RNA. Lineage: Eukaryota; Ciliophora; Oligohymenophorea; Peniculida; Parameciidae. The record is from the annotation of a GenBank genome assembly.